Molecule: messenger RNA, 2028 nt
Organism: Lichtheimia ornata
Lineage: Eukaryota; Fungi; Mucoromycota; Mucoromycetes; Mucorales; Lichtheimiaceae
Exons: 4
Coding region: 1-2028 (675 amino acids)
Biological process (GO): amino acid transmembrane transport
Molecular function (GO): amino acid transmembrane transporter activity
Source: RefSeq, a predicted model, not a curated record
AUGUCAUCACCUUUGCCUGUCAAUGCCAAAGGUCUCUCUGAUCGGAAUGGUGGCAGCGGCCUUGACGAUGAGAACAACAACGCCAAUUACCUAUCUUCGUCAUUUGACCGAGCUUCUUCCACGGCUCGUUUAAGUUCUUCGCCUAUUCCUCCACAUGUCUACAGCUCUUCACCCACACGCAGUACAUCAGGAUCGAUCUAUGGAAGUACGGGAAUACCACACAACAAUGCUUUGGAGCGUGUAGCAAGUACAGCAGCAAGUAGUAUUGGUGGAGGCAGCAGUAGCAAUAAUGGCGAGUUACCCGAGACACAAGUUGCCAAGGCUGUGAAACGACAUCUUGUGGAUACGGCUACUUCUUCGCCAGCAGGAUCCAUUCAUCACUAUGAUAGUCCAGGCAGUGUGGGUGAUUAUGAUACCGAUGAUGAUGCAGAUGCAGUAACAAGCGUACAUCAACUCCCUGGUGGAUCUAUUACACAUGGCAUUUACAAAUGGGCUGAAGACGUCGAGAAUAAUCAAUUGCAACGUAAACGUACACGAUCCAUGAUGGUCCCAUCGGCUGAACAUGAGGAUCCUAGUCUGGCCCAUUUACGGGCACCCGGUGGUUUCCGUCGCCACUUUGUCGCCCAGCGUGCAGCCAAAAAAGGAAAAACACCCUCUCCUUGGAUAACUCGGUCCUUUGUGGAAUUCCUUGCUCUUUAUGGCCACUUUGGUGGUGAGGAUUUGAGUGAUGAUGAAGGAGAGGAGGAUGAGGAUGAAGAGGAAGAACAAGAAGGCGGUGAUGAAGAAUCUCCCUUGUUGCCACGUGAAGCACAAGCUCCCCAAGGAACAGCAACGCCAACCAAAGCCGUGUUUUUAUUACUCAAAUCAUUCAUUGGCACUGGUGUGAUGUUUUUGCCAAAAGCAUUUGCCAAUGGUGGUCUGAUCUUUUCCACAACUCUGUUGACCGUUAUUUCCAUCAUCUCGUUAUAUUGUUUCUUGUUAUUGGUUGAAACACGUAACAAGGUCCCUAUGUCUUUUGGUGAUAUUGGUGGUGUCCUCUUUGGAGCCAAGAUGCGGAUGGCUGUAUUGGUUGCAAUCACUGUGUCACAGGUUGGUUUUGUGUGUGCCUACAUGGUGUUCGUCGCCCAAAACUUGCAGGCUUUGGUGGAAUCGGUGUUCCAGUGCAAGGUCAACAUCCCGCUUGCAUUCCUGAUUCUCGGUCAAGUUUUGGUGUUUGUGCCACUCGCCAUGAUCCGCAAGAUCCAAAAGUUGUCAGCCUUUGCCUUGAUUGCAGAUCUUUUUAUCCUGAUUGGUCUCGUGUAUUUAUACUACUAUGACUUUUUGAUGUUGGCUACGCGUGGUGUAGGAGAAGGUGUCAUUUGGUCAAUCAAUCCCUCGUCGUUCCCAAUGUUCAUUGGCACAGCUGUAUUCACCUAUGAAGGUGUGGGUUUGGUUAUUCCUAUCACCGAAUCCAUGAAGGAUCCCAAGAAAUUCCCUGCCGUCUUAUCAGGUACCAUGGUGUUCAUCACUUUGCUCUUUUUGUCGGUGGGCUUCAUCUCGUACAUGGCAUUUGGUAAAGAGGUGCAAACCGUUAUCUUGCUCAAUCUCCCACCUGGUGGCCUUGUUGAUAGCAUCCAAGGUUUAUAUGCAUUGGCCAUUUGUUUAUCCAUUCCAUUGCAAUUGUUCCCUGCCAUCCGUAUCAUGGAAACCGGUCUUUUUACUCGCUCCGGAAAACAUAAUCCUGUGGUCAAGUGGCAAAAGAAUGCUUUCCGCUUUGUCACGGUGCUCGUAUGCGCUGGUGUUGCUAUUGCUGGUUCUGCUGAUCUUGACAAGUUUGUUUCGCUCGUUGGAUCUGUAUGCUGUGUUCCUUUGUGCUUCCUUUUCCCACCACUUUUCCAUCUCAAAGCCAUUGCUCAAACCUUCCGUCAAAAAGCAAUCGAUAUCACCAUCAUUACAUUUGGUCUUGUGUGUAUGGCAUACACCACUUUUAUCACCGUGAGUCUCUGGUCAUCUACUAGUGAAGCUCCUCCCCUAUCACGCUGUCAAUAG